UUUUUCCCAUUGGCAUUUGUUUUUUUUUAAAUCUGAUUUUUUAAAACUGCCAUAAAAUCAUCUGAAGUUUAAAAAAAGGCUUGUUUUCAUGCUUUUGUCCUGGAGAAUCCUGUUUAAAAUUGAAAUCACCACCUACCUCAUUUCAUCUAUGCUUUCUUCACAUCCCAUUCCCUUUCCUUUGCUUCUGUCCCUUUCUCUUUUGUCUUUUCUGGCAGUCUCCCUCAUCUGCUCCCUCCUCACCCACCUUCCAAACACCACCUCCUUCUUCCCUUUCUCAGUAGCAGAAGAUGACUGCCAUGACAAUUCAAUGAGAGGAGAGGAUACCGCAUGAAGCACCCACCACUUGCUGAGAACAAGCAAAGGAGUGCCCAACAUAGAAAAAACAGAGACAACUAAAAAGAAAAGAGACUGUGAAGAAGUAGGAAGGGAGAUCAGAGGAAGUGGCAGUGAUAAGAGGGGAGGAGAAGGGGAGAGAAAGCGAAGGAUAAACGGUGGAUGGAGGCGGUUCGGACCGGGGUUACCAAGCUCUCUUCACUAACGAAGAAGAAGAACAGCAGCAGCAACAGAAGCAGCGGUAGGGGGGACAGAAGAUGGAGACGAAAGGGAGAAGCAUACCCUCAGACAUUAGCUUCCUUCCACGACCAGCGCUGGUUUGGUGCGAGCGAGGAAUCCAGGUGCUGUUGACCACUAUGGGGGCUUUCGCAGCGUUUUCCCUCAUGACGGUGGCCAUCGGCACAGAUUAUUGGCUGUAUGCCCGGGCAUUCAUCUGCAACAGUACUGCCAACUCCUCCCAGGAGGACUCAUCCGGCAACAAGGACAAGAAAGACCCAGGGGCUCUCACCCACUCUGGCCUCUGGAGGAUCUGCUGCCUGGAAGGCUUGAAGAGAGGUGUGUGUUCCCAGAUCAAUCAUUUUCCUGACGACGCAGACUAUGACCAAGAUGCUGCAGAGUAUCUGCUUCGUGUGGUUAGAGCUUCCAGUAUCUUUCCAAUCCUCAGUGCCAUAUUGCUCCUUUUGGGAGGAGUCUGCGUUGCUUCCAGUGGCUUCUAUAAGAGCAAAAGGAACAUUAUUCUCGGUGGAGGAAUCCUUUUUGUAGCAGCUGGGCUUAGCAACAUAAUUGGCGUAAUAGUGUACAUCUCAGCAGCCCUCAGCGACAUUUCUCCAAAGAAAGAUGAGGAUAAAAAGUGGCACUACUCCUAUGGCUGGUCCUUUUACUUUGGUGGUCUGUCCUUUAUCCUGGCGGAGAUGGUUGGAGUCCUGGCUGUUAACAUCUACAUCGAGAAGAACAAAGAGCUGCGUUGCCGCUCUCGUACUGACCUGUUCAAGAGCACCACCCAUGCCAUGCUGCGUCUGCCUAGCUACCGUUUCAGGCGACGCUCCCGCUCUAGCUCCCGGUCUACCGACCCGACUCGUUCACAGGAGACCUCACCUGUUGGAGCUUCCAAGACCUUCGCCCUUCCCCCGUCUGCUCCACCUUUCUCCGUUGCCACUCUGCCCAACCCACACCACACCAGCAGUGGUGGGAGUGGUGGGGGUGGGGAUAUCUCCAUGUAUACUCUUUCAAGGGACUCCAAGCUGGGCAGCCUGGGAGGAGGUGCCCCGCCUCUCUAUGGCACAGUGGACCGGGCCACGCUCUAUCAGCUUCACAAUUACUUCCCAAAAGAUUCCAGUGGCAGUGGUGGAGGAGCAGGAGGAGGAGCUGCGAUAAGCAGUGGUACACUCCCAUCUCACUCCAAGUCCAACCUAGCGGCGGCGGCAGCUGCUGCCAAUGCAGCGCCAUUGAAUACCUCCACCUCUGCUGCUGCAACAGCACAGUCAGCCCCAAUUUCAACAGCUACAAUGGAGCGAGACAGGGGAAACGUGGGAACCCUGGAUCGACUGACAGCCAAAAGGGACAGAGAUAGCAACUCUGAUACACUUAACAGGAAAACAACUCCUGUUUAAAAUGAAACCUCACAGAGAAGGGCUACAAAGUCCUGGAGAUGUUCAAAAAGGUAGGGCUUCAAACGGGUGGGCAACAUUUCAACAGUAAGGGUUAAUGUCCUUGAGUCUGGGAUAUCUAACUGCCAUAGAUACAAUAUAAAUGUAUCAUAAACAGUCAUAAAACACCUAAUACUGUGUGCACAUGUAUUACAACUGCCUUAAAACUACUGUGCAAUAUAAUAAUAACAUUUUUAAGUAAGUUUUCUCUAGUUUACCUUGAUCUCCUUUUGCUUUUCAUCCAAAGUAUUAUACAAAACGGCCAAUACAGCUAAACAGUACAGUUUUACCUUAAAUUUCCCCUGGUUUAAAUCUGUACUUUCCAAAGAGAAUUACUAAUUCAAUUGUCCCAUCCGGUUUUAAAAUGUUCACAAUAGUCCUGAAACACUCAGAAAUGACCAAUAAUAUGUGCCAAGAUGAUAAAAGCCAUAGUUUUUUCACAUAUCUGUUUCAAGGAACAUAAUGUCAUAAUUUUUGCCACGUGAAAAGCUUUUCAGCUUUUCAGGGACCAAUUCUAGAUCCUUAGUGGCUACUUGACCUCUGGUCCACAGAGUAUGACAUAAUUUAUUCAUAUCUGCCUUUUUUAAGAGUUUUAAGAAAAAAUCCACCGUUAAAUGAAAGUUACUGUAGGCCACAUGUGCAGAAAAUCUGAAGAACAGGGAUUAGGAAGGUGCUAUGGUGGCAUUAGAGUGUUUGAUGAUGGCCAAAACACAUACGGAAAAACCAAAAAUUCCCAUCAUUGUCCACAGAUUGAAGCAGUGUGGUCACAGAAUGAUGAUUAUUAA
Cyprinodon tularosa is the source of this 2764-nucleotide messenger RNA. Its product is annotated as voltage-dependent calcium channel gamma-4 subunit-like. The transcript has 5 exons. NCBI's taxonomy places the organism in Eukaryota, Metazoa, Chordata, Actinopteri, Cyprinodontiformes, Cyprinodontidae. Gene Ontology annotation, biological process: neurotransmitter receptor internalization; calcium ion transport; regulation of AMPA receptor activity. The record is from RefSeq and is a predicted model, not a curated record. Gene Ontology annotation, molecular function: channel regulator activity; voltage-gated calcium channel activity. The coding region runs from base 591 to 1943 and encodes 450 amino acids. Gene Ontology annotation, cellular component: AMPA glutamate receptor complex; postsynaptic density membrane.